CACUAAUUAUCUUAGGCGGAAGGUGGGCUGUUCCCUUUUGCCCCAUCAGGCUUUACUUGACUCACCCGUGCUGUAGUACAAUGAGGUUGUACUCUAAAAAGGUUCCCUUCACUAUCCUAUUUACUACAAAUUAAAUCCUCCAAAGCCACUCCAAUCCAAAAUCCUAAUAAAAACAAACCACCCGCCUAACGUCGUCGGGCCGACGCCGCGAUGCCUUCCGAGCCCUCCACCUCAGGCAUCGUCACAGACGAAAAUAGCGGCGAGCGCCAGAUCCCAGAGUCCGUGCGAGCAGACGGUACCACACGAAAAGCGAUCAAGAUCCGACCGGGCUACAGACCCCCCGAAGACGUCGAACUCUACAAAAACCGCACCGCAGAAUCAUUUCGCAACCGUGGCAAAGGUGGCGUUAUCGGCGCAGAAGGUCUAAAAGAGCAAAAGCCACAAGAAACAUUAUCCGCCUCAAGCAAUAAAAACGCCAAACGUCGGGAAGCCAGAAAGAAGGCCGCCAAAUCGAAUCAAGACCCAGCGGCGGCGGGUGACGAAGCUCCCAAAGAGACGAAUACUACAAAAACGGAAGAGGCUAUUGACCCGGAGGUAGAGAAAGAGAAAAAGGCCCGAAAUCUGAAGAAAAAGCUGAAGCAGGCCAAGGACCUGAAGAGCAAGAAGGAUGGAGGAGAAUCUCUCUUGCCGGAACAGAUCGCAAAGGUCAUCAAGAUCAACGAGCUUGUGAGGGAGCUUGAGGCGCUUGGCUUCGACUCUGAAGGCGAACCUAAGUCCAAUUCAGCCGAGGCAGCAAAAGAAGGAUGACGGAGUAGCCAUUUAGAUGAUUGCAUACUCUAAAACUCCGACAAGGCGCCACCAAAGAUAUCCUCCGCCGAAAAUCCGACAAUAGUUAUUACGAAAACUACAAUACGGAUUAUCUUGGCCAUGCGGCAUUUCCGGUGUGUCGGAUGAUCUAUCACGAUUACGAUUAUGAUAUACGUUAAAUCCUGGUCCUGAUCUCGAUAGAUCUAGCACUUGGGGUAUCUACCUAGGUAGAUACCGAAGCAUUUUUAAUCAUAGGUACUAGAUUAAGUAUCUCGGGCUUUGGAGAACAUCAGCCUAGUUCUUACCAACCCAUAAGUAAUGCGCCAUAAGAGCGACAACUACACAACUAUGUAGUUUUGUUGGCAAACAUAACAGCACAACCAAAAAUGUCGUACGACCUGGAAGAAAUUAGGUAGCUGAUGAAGAUGAAUGUUCCACAAGAAGAAUAAGUUCUUCGGCGCAUGACCUUGGCUUUUUAUUCCCAUAUGUGAUGAUAAAUUUCGUACCCUCGGAGGCAUAUGUCUCAGCACAUAACAUCUAACGAAUAGCCACAACUAAUAAUAAAACAUGAUCACAUCGGG
This is a messenger RNA of Hypoxylon trugodes, 1388 nucleotides long. RefSeq lists its product as uncharacterized. The record is from RefSeq and is a predicted model, not a curated record. Lineage: Eukaryota; Fungi; Ascomycota; Sordariomycetes; Xylariales; Hypoxylaceae. The transcript has a single exon. Gene Ontology annotation, biological process: exon-exon junction complex disassembly. Gene Ontology annotation, cellular component: exon-exon junction complex; cytoplasm. The coding region runs from base 211 to 807 and encodes 198 amino acids. Gene Ontology annotation, molecular function: RNA binding.